AGAGAGCCUCGUUUAGACGUUCUCUACGCAUGCGCAUCGCUACCCCUUCCUCUUUCUUCGCCGCCAUUUUGUCAUCGGUCUAUAAGAUGUCGCAGUCGGUACAAGUUUUUGGUCGUAAGAAAACUGCCACUGCAGUGGCUUUCUGCAAGCGUGGUAAUGGCUUGAUCAAGGUUAAUGGGGUACCUCUAGAUCUGGUUGAACCAGCUACCCUCAGAUACAAGGUCCAAGAACCAAUCCUUUUGUUAGGAAAGGAAAGGUUUGAAGGUGUUGACAUUAGAGUUAGAGUCAAGGGUGGUGGACAUACCUCAAGAAUAUAUGCUAUCCGUCAAGCUAUUUCAAAAUCCCUYGUAGCUUACUACCAGAAAUUCGUUGAUGAGGUCUCCAAGAAGGAAAUCCGUGACAUUCUUGUCCAAUAUGACMGAUCACUCCUUGUUGCCGACCCUCGUCGCAUGGAGGCCAAGAAAUUUGGUGGACCUGGUGCCCGUGCACGCUACCAGAAGUCGUACCGUUAGGUUUAUUAUUGUAUUGUGUCGUCAAGCGCAAUAAAUUACUACCGUGAACAAUA
Actinia tenebrosa (Australian red waratah sea anemone) is the source of this 565-nucleotide messenger RNA. Its product is annotated as small ribosomal subunit protein uS9. Gene Ontology annotation, biological process: translation; maturation of SSU-rRNA from tricistronic rRNA transcript (SSU-rRNA, 5.8S rRNA, LSU-rRNA). Lineage: Eukaryota; Metazoa; Cnidaria; Anthozoa; Actiniaria; Actiniidae. The record is from RefSeq and is a predicted model, not a curated record. Gene Ontology annotation, cellular component: ribosome; cytosolic small ribosomal subunit. Gene Ontology annotation, molecular function: structural constituent of ribosome; RNA binding.